Molecule: messenger RNA, 3271 nt
Organism: Dendroctonus ponderosae (mountain pine beetle)
Lineage: Eukaryota; Metazoa; Arthropoda; Insecta; Coleoptera; Curculionidae
Source: RefSeq, a predicted model, not a curated record
UAGAAGCUCUGUAUUCCUUGACAAUAAAUUAGUUUAAUGCACAAAAAUCAAGUGUCUAAAUAAUACAGUCCACAUCGUUACACGAAACAUGGUCCUUGGAGCCGGAUUCAGUAAGCAAAGCAGUGGAACUCACGGGGAAAAAUACGAUUGAAGAAGUAAAAACAGGCGAAAUUCACUUGGCGGAUCGCAGCAAGAAAGGCAGGUUCGACACAGUGAGCCGGGUGAGUUUUCCUAUUCAUUUUAUCCUUUUGAAGUCAUUGGGUUAAAUUGAGCGACUGUAACAAUUCGAAGAAUACGAUUAUCUCCGUUUAAGGUGAUAUUUUAUCGGGUAGCAGCGAAAGCCUACUUGUGCCUAUUUUGGAAUUGCAUGCGUAAUUGGUUAUUGUAUUAUUUGGAAUCAAAAAUAAUAUAAUCAUAUAUACCUUUAAACGAAGUAAAUAAAGUUUUAUUUAAGUAAAUACGUGUUCAAUCAUGGAAACAGAAAAGUUGUGCGAAUUAACAAAGCGACGAGGCGUUUUAAAAUCAAAGAUUACACUUUUUGAAAAACAUUUGAAUUCAGUUGGACAAUCGAUUGCGGCAAAUACGACGUUAGAUCCUCAGAGUGAAAGAGCAAUGGCGGUUCAGUUAGAACAGCGCAUGGAGAGCUUUGCAGGAAUUUUGGAUCAGUUUGAUGAAAUUCAAAACGAGAUAGAAUUCAUAAAUGAGACGGAGACCAGUGUCGAACGCGAAGAAUUUGAAUCGAGGUAUUAUACACUAUUGACGAAUGCUAAAUUAACUAUCGAGGAUUUAUCAAAGAACAAAAAAAGUGGUUUAAACGACGAUGAUACACAGUCGCAAAUAUCGAAAAGUUCUUCGCAGUCAGCCAAGCUGGAAAGUGUUAAGCUACCGGAAAUAAAAAUUCCUAAGUUCGAAGGGGAAUAUUAUAAUUGGUUAGAGUUUCGAGACAUAUUUAGAUCUCUGAUUGAUAAUAAUGAAUAUAUUAGUGACAUUCAGAAAUAUCAUUAUUUGAGGGCAUCUUUGAUAGGUACAGCAGCGUAGGUCAUACAAUCAUUGGACUUUACAGCAGACACUUAUCAUACGGCGUGGAAAGUUUUAUGUCAACGUUUUAAUAACAAACGCCUGCUUGUGCAGAAUCAUCUCAAAGCAAUAUUCAAUGCAGAAAGUAUAAUGACAGAUACAGCCCCAAAAUUGAGAAAUCUUUGUGACAAUGUUUCAAAACAUUUGAGUAGUUUGGAAAAACUUGGUGAGCCUACAGAAAAGUGGGAUACAUUGAUUAUUUACAUUAUGAUGAACAAAUUAAGCAUUUAUACAGCACGUGAAUGGGAACGUCAUCGGGCUAAGUUUGAAACGGUCUCAUUAGAUAAAUUUAAGACAUUUUUAAGUGAACGAGCAAAUGUUUUAGAGACACUGGAACAUAAUUUCGAUAAACGCGAAAAAAAGAUUGUUUUUAAUUCACGGCGGGAGACUCGUGGGCUACUAGGGGUUACAAACGAAGAACCGACUGAGACCAAAAAAAAAACUGGAAUGUUUUCUGUGCAAAGGUAAUCACUAUUUAUAUUCGUGUGCGCAGUUUCUUGCAAUGAGUAUUACAGAUAGAAAGUCGAAUGCGGAAAAAUUGCGAUUAUGUUGUAACUGUUUACGCCGCGGUCAUAACGCAAAAGAUUGUAGAUGGUCGGGUUGUAAACUUUGUCAAGGAAAACAUAAUACGAUACUUCACAAUCCUGAGUUUCAUAGAACUAGUAAUCGUCAGGCUAAUACAAGAAACAAAUCUGAAAUUGAAGCGUCCAAUUGUAACUUUUGUUCUUCGAAUAGUUCAAUUCUUCCAACGGCGCAAGUUUACGUUGUGGACAAUGAUGGAGUUCAUGUCAAAGCUCGAGUCUUUUUAGAUUGCGGAUCCGAGUCGAACUUUAUCACAAGCUCAUUUUGCGAGCGACACAAUUUGCAAAUGGAAUCAACGAAUUUACUUGUUACGGAUAUCAAUAACAAGUUGUCUUACGCGCAUAACAAAUGUAAUAUUCGUUUGCUUUCGUUAAAUGGAUCUUACUCACUUCAAUUGUCUUGUUUUGCCAUCGAUCAAAUCACAGGAUCAUUGCCUCAGAGGUCAAUAGACACUAGAAGUUUGAGUAUUCCGACUGAUAUUACUUUAGCUGACCCUAAUUACAAUGUACCAGGCUCAAUUGACAUUUUAAUAGGGGGAAAUCAUUUUUGGUUGCUUUUGGGCAAUCGACAGCGAAGUAUUGGUCCCGGUUAACCAAUUCUACGAGAAACACGUUUAGGAUGGAUUGUGGUAGGUCCUAUAGAUUUUUCGUAUCAAAAGUCCAGUGGUACAUCUACCUGCAAUUUUGGGCAAACUUUAGAAAUCGACAAUCAACUUAGGAAAUUUUGGGAAGUUGAAGAAAUUGACAAUAGUUGUACCUUGUCGGGUGAAGAGUUAUUAUGUGAAAAUCAUUUUAGGGCAAAUGUGAAAAUAUCUGAACAAGACGGUCGAUUUAUUGUUUCAAUUCCGUUUAAGUCCUCACCAGAAAAGUUAGGGGAAUCACGCGAUAUAGCAGUAAAGCGUUUUGUAAAUUUGGAACGAAAACUAAGCAAGAACAGUGAGUUCCAGAAAUUGUACUGUCAAUUCAUGGAAAAUUACGAAAAGUUUGGUCACAUGACGGAUAUUGAACCCAACAGAGAAGCGGUAGAGUAUUACAUGCCACACCACGGGGUGUUACGGGAAUCCAGCUCUACAACAAAACUCAGAGUAGUUUUUAAUGCCUCAUCACAUACUUCUACAGGUAUUUCAUUAAAUAAAUUACAAAUGACUGGAGCUAAGAUUCAACCAGAUCUUUUUAAUAUCAUUUUACGAUUCAGGACGAAGUCCAUAGUAAUAUCGAGUGACAUCAAAAUGAUGUACCGACAGAUUUUGAUAAAUAAAACCGAUCGCAAAUUUCAAAAAAUCCUGUGGCGAAGUGGUCCAGAUGAGCCAUUGAAGACAUAUCAGUUGAAUACCGUAACGUACGGGACAACUGCUGCCCCUUUUUUAGCUGUUCGGUGUUUGAAAGAGAUUGCAAAUGAGGUUAGGCAGGAUGAUCUUUUGACAGUUACGGAUUCAGUAGAAAGUGCAGCGAAAUUUUGUAAGAACAUUACGGACUAUUUCUUAAAACGAGGCUUUGAGUUACGAAAAUGGAAAUCUAACAAUCCUAGCAUUUUGAAGGAGUUAAACACAGUUGAUGAUGAUAAUUUCAUAGAUUUUUCAAUGAGCGAUAACGCUGCUACAAAAACAUUAGGU